Molecule: messenger RNA, 11058 nt
Organism: Mastomys coucha (southern multimammate mouse)
Lineage: Eukaryota; Metazoa; Chordata; Mammalia; Rodentia; Muridae
Gene: Ttc28
Product: tetratricopeptide repeat domain 28
Exons: 22
Coding region: 735-7751 (2338 amino acids)
Molecular function (GO): protein binding
Source: RefSeq, a predicted model, not a curated record
ACUGAAGGGAAGGAAGUCAUUAGUGCAGACUGAGCUGUGGAGUUAGGUUCUUGCAGGAUUUCCUUCCAGCCUUUCCCCACUUAGGUUCUUGGGAAUUAAGGAAAAAAAAAAUCUAAACACACAAACCAAGUUUUCCUAUUUACUAGGUUCAGAGAAGGUGGACAUUUCGGAAGGGCAGAUCCGAUCCCAAGUUGUCUAAGAAGCAGAAAACUGCGCAAAGAAGCUCUGAUUACAGAUCUUUGGAAUUUUCUUUGCUAAAUUUUUACAAACGAGAAAUACACCCAGAAUUUUGGGAAUUGCUCCAGGCUGCGUGUGAGGGUUUGAUUGCUUGUCUGAUCUUUUUCUUUUUUUGGAGAAGAGGAGAAUUUGCGAAGAGGGGCUUGGAUGGCAGGAGCCCGGCUGGGUUUCUGUGGCAGCUCCUGCCCUGGGUCUCUGCUCUGAGGGGUCUGCGGCCCAUCGGAGAGCUCCUUCCUGGAGCCUUUUCGUAGGCGCGGGUCAGGGAACAUGCCCCGCUCCGGCCCGGGCGCGCCGCUGGCCGCCGGGACGUCUUAGCCCCGUGGGAGAGUGUGGUGGCCGCGGCACUUCGCGCUGAACCGAAGACGAAGACUGUCGGUCCUAUCCAGGAAAGAACGAGGGGGUGCAAGGAGGCAGCAUGACUUGCAGUCGCCGCCGCCCUGCGUCUGCCCCCAGCCCCCAGCCCACCUCUUGAUGCGUCCCGGGUCGGCUGUACAAAUAUGAUGAAAUGGCAGCCCCGGAAGAAGGCAUACUUCCGACAGGGUGUUGCCCUCCAGUACCUUGGACGUCACGCGGACGCCCUGGCAGCCUUUGCAUCUGGGCUGGCUCAAGACCCCAAGAGUCUCCAGCUCCUGGUGGGGAUGGUGGAAGCUGCCAUGAAGUCUCCCAUGAGAGACACCCUGGAGCCCACUUACCAGCAGCUUCAGAAAAUGAAACUAGACAAGAGUCCCUUUGUGGUCGUGUCUGUGGUUGGGCAGGAACUCCUGACAGCUGGCCACCACGGGGCCUCCGUGGUUGUCUUAGAAGCUGCUCUGAAGAUUGGCACUUGCAGCCUCAAACUGAGAGGCUCUGUCUUCUCCGCCCUGAGCAGUGCACACUGGUCUCUUGGCAACACAGAGAAGAGCACUGGGUACAUGCAGCAAGACUUGGACGUAGCCAAGACCUUAGGUGACCAGACAGGAGAAUGCCGAGCUCACGGGAAUCUAGGCUCUGCAUUCUUUUCCAAGGGGAAUUACCGAGAGGCCCUCACAAACCACAGGCAUCAGCUGGUGCUCGCCAUGAAGCUCAAGGAUCGGGAGGCAGCGUCGUCAGCGCUGAGCAGUCUGGGUCACGUGUACACAGCCAUCGGAGACUACCCCAACGCGCUGGCCAGUCACAAGCAGUGCGUCCUCCUCGCCAAGCAGUCCAAAGAUGACCUUUCCGAAGCCCGAGAACUUGGGAACAUGGGAGCCGUGUACAUCGCCAUGGGUGACUUCGAGAACGCUGUGCAGUGCCACGAACAGCACCUGCGGAUAGCCAAGGACCUGGGAAGCAAGCGCGAGGAGGCCCGUGCCUACAGCAACCUGGGCAGUGCCUACCACUACCGGAGGAACUUUGACAAGGCCAUGUCCUACCACAACUGUGUGCUGGAGCUGGCACAGGAGCUGAUGGAGAAGCCCAUUGAGAUGCGAGCCUACGCUGGCUUGGGCCAUGCAGCCAGGUGCAUGCAGGACCUGGAGAGGGCAAAACAGUACCAUGAGCAGCAGCUGGGUAUCGCGGAGGACCUCAAGGACCGGGCGGCGGAGGGCCGCGCAUCCUCCAAUCUGGGGAUCAUCCACCAGAUGAAAGGCGAUUAUGACACAGCCCUAAAGCUCCACAAGACCCACUUGUGCAUCGCCCAAGAGUUGAGCGACUACGCGGCCCAAGGCCGUGCCUAUGGAAAUAUGGGCAAUGCCUACAAUGCCCUGGGCAUGUACGACCAGGCCGUCAAGUACCACCGUCAAGAGCUGCAGAUCUCCAUGGAAGUGAAUGACCGUGCCUCUCAGGCUUCGACUCAUGGGAACCUGGCUGUCGCCUACCAGGCCCUGGGAGCCCAUGACCGGGCACUGCAGCACUACCAGAACCACCUGAACAUUGCCCGGGAGCUGAGAGACAUCCAGAGCGAGGCCCGGGCUCUCAGCAACCUGGGGAACUUCCACUGCUCCAGGGGAGAGUAUGUGCAGGCCGCACCCUACUACGAGCAGUACCUCCGCCUCGCUCCCGACCUCCAGGACAUGGAGGGGGAAGGAAAGGUCUGCCACAACCUUGGCUAUGCCCACUACUGCCUCGGGAACUACCAGGAGGCUGUGAAGUACUAUGAGCAGGAUCUGGCUCUGGCCAAAGACCUUCAUGACAAACUGAGCCAAGCAAAAGCCUAUUGCAACUUGGGCCUGGCCUUCAAAGCUCUGCUGAAUUUUGCUAAAGCCGAGGAGUGUCAGAAGUACCUUCUGUCCCUAGCCCAGUCCCUGGAUAAUUCCCAGGCAAAGUUUCGAGCCCUAGGGAACCUGGGUGAUAUAUUCAUCUGCAAAAAGGAUGUAAAUGGUGCGAUAAAGUUCUACGAGCAACAGCUGGGCCUAUCUCACCAUGUGAAAGACAGAAGGCUGGAGGCCAGUGCCUACGCGGCCCUGGGUACCGCGUACCGAAUGGUCCAGAAGUACGACAAGGCCUUAGGCUAUCACACGCAGGAGCUGGAGGUCUACCAGGAACUGAGUGACCUGCCAGGGGAGUGCCGGGCUCACGGGCACCUGGCGGCCGUCUACAUGGCCCUUGGAAAAUAUACAAUGGCAUUCAAGUGUUACCAGGAGCAGCUGGAGCUGGGGCGGAAGCUGAAGGAGCCGAGUCUGGAAGCCCAGGUGUACGGCAACAUGGGCAUCACAAAGAUGAACAUGAAUGUGAUGGAGGAUGCCAUUGGCUACUUUGAGCAGCAGCUGGCCAUGCUGCAGCAGCUCAGUGGGAACGAGUCUGUGCUGGACAGGGGUCGGGCCUACGGCAACCUGGGGGAUUGCUAUGAGGCCCUAGGGGACUAUGAGGAAGCCAUCAAGUACUACGAGCAGUACCUGUCUGUCGCCCAGAGUCUGAACCGCAUGCAAGACCAAGCCAAGGCUUACCGGGGUCUAGGAAACGGACACAGGGCGACGGGGAGCUUGCAGCAGGCCCUUGUGUGCUUCGAGAAGAGGCUUGUGGUGGCCCAUGAGCUUGGGGAGGCCUCCAAUAAAGCUCAGGCCUACGGAGAGCUGGGAAGUCUCCACAGCCAAUUAGGGAACUAUGAGCAAGCCAUCUCCUGCCUUGAACGCCAGCUGAACAUUGCCAGAGACAUGAAGGACCGAGCUUUGGAAAGUGAUGCAGCCUGCGGCCUGGGGGGUGUCUACCAGCAGAUGGGAGAGUACGACACAGCCCUGCAGUACCACCAGCUCGAUCUGCAGAUUGCAGAGGAGACCGACAACCCCACAUGCCAGGGCCGGGCCUACGGGAACCUGGGCCUCACCUAUGAAUCCCUGGGCACUUUCGAGAGGGCUGUGGUCUAUCAGGAGCAGCACCUGAGCAUCGCAGCGCAGAUGAACGACUUGGUGGCCAAGACUGUAUCUUACAGCAGCCUGGGAAGGACUCACCACGCCCUCCAGAACUAUUCACAGGCAGUCAUGUACUUACAGGAAGGUUUAAGGUUAGCUGAGCAACUGGGUCGAAGAGAAGAUGAAGCAAAGAUCCGCCAUGGUCUUGGUCUCUCCCUUUGGGCAAGUGGAAACCUGGAGGAGGCUCAGCACCAGCUUUACAGGGCAUCAGCCUUGUUUGAAACGAUCCGGCACGAGGCACAGCUGAGCACAGACUACAAGCUCUCUCUGUUCGACCUGCAGACUUCUUCCUACCAGGCCUUGCAGCGGGUGCUCGUCAGCCUAGGUCACCAUGACGAAGCCCUGGCAGUGGCAGAAAGGGGCCGGACGAGAGCGUUUGCUGACCUGCUGGUGGAAAGACAGACAGGACAACAGGACUCAGACCCCUACUCGCCCAUCACCAUCGAUCAGAUCUUAGAGAUGGUUAAUGCGCAGCGGGGACUAGUGCUGUACUACUCCCUGGCCGCAGGCUAUCUCUACAGCUGGCUGCUUGCUCCCGGAGCAGGAAUCCUGAAGUUUCACGAACAUUACUUGGGUGAUAAUUCGGUGGAAAGUUCCAGUGACUUCCAAGCCGGCAACAGUGCAGCCCUCCCCGUAGCCACCAGCUCUACAUUGGAGCAGCACAUCGCCAGUGUCCGGGAGGCCCUGGGGGUGGAGUCUUACUACUCCAGGGCCUGUGCCAGCAGUGAGACAGAAAGCGAAGCCGGAGACAUCAUGGAACAGCAGUUGGAGGAGAUGAACAAGCAGCUUAACUCGGUAACCGACCCCACAGGCUUCCUGAGGAUGGUGCGCCACAACAACCUCCUACACAGGAGCUGCCAGAGCAUGACAAGCUUAUUCAGUGGUACGGUGUCACCCAGCAAGGAUGGGACCUCCUCUCUACCCAGGAGGCAGAACUCACUGGUCAAGCCCCCACUCCGCGCCCUGUACGAUCUGCUCAUCGCGCCCAUGGAAGGGGGCCUGAUGCACUCCAGCGGCCCUGUGGGCCGGCACCGGCAGCUGGUCCUGGUUCUGGAGGGGGAGCUCUACCUUGUCCCCUUUGCUCUCCUGAAGGGCAGCGCGUCCAAUGAGUACCUGUAUGAACGCUUUACCCUCAUUGCUGUGCCCGCCGUCCGCUCCCUUGGUCCGCACUCCAAGUGUCACCUGAGGAAGACCCCACCCACAUAUUCCAGCUCCACAGCCAUGGCAGCUGUCAUAGGCAACCCUAAGCUCCCGUCAGCAGUGAUGGACAGGUGGCUGUGGGGCCCGAUGCCCUCGGCAGAAGAGGAGGCAUACAUGGUGUCAGAACUUCUGGGCUGUCAGCCCCUGGUGGGCAGUAUGGCCACCAAGGAGAGGGUCAUGAGUGCCCUGACCCAGGCUGAGUGUGUCCACUUUGCUACCCAUGUCUCUUGGAAACUAUCAGCCUUAGUCCUCACACCCAACACAGAGGGCAACCCUGCCAGCAGCAAGAGCUCCUUCGGCCACCCCUACACAAUCCCCGAGUCGCUGCGGGUGCAGGAUGACGCGAGUGACGUAGAAAGCAUCUCAGACUGCCCACCACUGCGGGAGCUGCUCCUCACAGCGGCCGACCUCCUGGACCUGCGGCUGUCUGUGAAGCUGGUGGUGCUCAGUUCUUCCCAGGAGGCCAACAGCCGAGUCACAGCAGACGGCUUGGUGGCGCUGACACGAGCCUUCCUGGCUGCUGGUGCACAGUGUGUGCUCGUGGCUCUGUGGCCGGUGCCGGUCGCGGCCUCUAAGAUGUUCGUUCAUGCCUUCUACUCAUCCCUGCUGAAUGGCCUGAAGGCCAGCGCCUCCCUAGGCGAGGCCAUGAAGGCAGUGCAGAGCAGCAAGGCCUUCUCGCAUCCUUCCAACUGGGCAGGCUUCACGCUUAUUGGGAAUGAUGUCAAGCUGAACAGCCCCUCGUCGCUCAUCGGCCAAGCGCUCACGGAGAUCCUGCAGCACCCAGAGCGGGCACGGGACGCCCUGCGUGUGCUGCUGCACCUGGUGGAGAAGUCCCUGCAGCGGAUCCAGAAUGGACAGCGCAAUGCCAUGUACACAUCUCAGCAGAGCGUAGAGAAUAAAGUGGGCGGCAUCCCUGGAUGGCAGGCCCUCCUCACCGCAGUGGGUUUCCGGCUGGACCCUGCUGCCAGUGGACUGCCAGCAGCCGUCUUCUUCCCAACCUCAGACCCAGGCGACAGGCUGCAGCAAUGCAGUAGCACUCUCCAGGCCCUGCUGGGUCUGCCCAACCCAGCCCUCCAAGCACUGUGCAAGCUCAUCACGGCCUCAGAGACAGGCGAGCAGCUCAUCAGCCGGGCUGUUAAAAAUAUGGUGGGAAUGCUCCAUCAGGUGCUGGUUCAGCUUCAGGCCUGCGAGAAGGAACAGGACUUUGCCUCAGCUCCCAUUCCAGUCUCCCUCAGUGUUCAGCUGUGGCGGCUCCCAGGGUGCCAUGAGUUCCUGGCAGCUCUCGGGUUUGACCUUUGUGAAGUGGGCCAAGAGGAAGUGAUCCUGAAAACCGGUAAACAGGCUAGUCGGCGCACCACCCACUUUGCUCUCCAGUCCCUGCUGUCACUCUUCGAUUCCACGGAGCUCCCCAAGCGUCUCAGCCUGGACAGCUCCUCCUCCCUGGAGUCCCUGGCGUCAGCACAGUCUGUGUCCAACGCUCUGCCCUUGGGCUACCAGCACCCUCCUUUCUCACCCACGGGGGCAGACAGCAUUGCCUCCGACGCCAUCUCUGUGUACAGUCUCAGCUCAAUUGCCUCCUCCAUGAGUUUUGUCUCCAAGCCCGAGGGGGGAUUGGAAGGCGGAGGUACUCGAGGACGACAGGACUAUGAUAGGUCCAAGGGCACCCACCCACAACGAGCCACCCUGCCACGGCGCCAGAUGUCCCCCCAGGCCAGACAUGGGGCCAGCAAGGAAGAAGAAGAGUAUGAGGGGUUCUCCAUCAUCAGCAUGGAGCCUCUGGCAACCUACCAAGGCGAGGGGAAGGCAUGCUUCUCCCCUGACCCCAAACAGCCCUGUGUCAAGGCACCAGGUGGUGUGAGGCUCUCGGUCAGCUCCAAGGGCAGUGUCAGCACCCCCAACUCCCCCGUGAAGAUGACCCUGAUCCCCAGCCCAAACUCACCCUUUCAGAAAGUGGGAAAACUGGCAAGCUCAGACACAGGUGAGUCGGACCAGUCCAGCACAGAGACUGACAGCACUGUGAAGUCCCAGGAGGAGAGUGCCCCAAAGCUAGAUCCCCAGGAGCUGGCCCAGAGGAUCCUGGAGGAGACCAAAAGCCACCUCCUGGCCGUAGAGCGCCUUCAGAGGAGUGGAGGCCCAGCCAGCCCUGACCGAGAAGACAGCGUGACAGUACCCAGCAACACCACAGUUUUCAGGGCCUCGGAGACCAGCGCCUUCAGCAAGCCUAUCCUCUCUCAUCAGAGGAGCCAGCUGUCGCCACUCACUGUCAAACCACAGCCCCCAGCCAGGAGCUCAUCCCUUCCCAAGGUGAGCAGCCCUGCCUCAUCAGAGGUAUCAGGCAAGGAUGGCCUGAGCCCUUCUGGCAGCAGCCACCCAUCACCUGGCCGCAACACCCCAGUCUCCCCAGCAGACCCGCCACUCUUCAGACUCAAGUACCCCAGCUCUCCUUACAGCGCUCACAUUUCCAAGUCCCCCCGGAACACAUCACCUGCGUGCAGUGCACCAUCUCCAGCACUCUCCUACUCUUCAGCUGGCUCUGCUCGCUCCAGUCCAGCCGAUGCCCCCGAUGAGAAGGUGCAGGCCGUGCACAGCCUCAAGAUGCUCUGGCAGAGCACACCCCAGCCCCCCAGAGGCCCCCGGAAAAUAUGUCGAGGUGCACCGGGAACCUUGACAUCAAAAAGAGAUGUCCUCAGCCUGCUGAAUUUGUCCCCUCGGCAUGGCAAGGAAGAGGGUGGGGUAGACAGGCUGGAACUGAAGGAGCUGUCUGUGCAGCAACAUGACGAGGUGCCACCCAAAGUCCCCACCAAUGGCCACUGGUGCACAGAUACAGCAACACUGACAACAGCGGGUGGCCGCAGCACCACAGCUGCCACGCGCCCUCUGAGACUUCCCUUGGCCAACGGCUACAAGUUCCUGUCCCCAGGAAGGCUCUUCCCUUCCUCCAAAUGUUAAAAGCAGCUUCUUACGCCCAACUCAGUGUGCACUACAGGCCGAGCCCCGGGGCCCCAUGCAGUGCGGUCACCCACCCACACAGCCACUGAUACCAUCUCUCCCCAGACAGCUGGGCUCCCUGGGCACAGUCACUGCCACGCCAAAUACCAGUGCACUCACUGGUAGCCCCUAGGCAAGAUUCACCCAAAGCAGGUCUUGCGUGGGGAUGGCAGUGCCUUCUCUGCCUCUUUGCCCUGCUCGAGUUACACUCUGCCACAGGGUUUGCUGCCAAGUCUCUAUGCAUACCUUUCCUACAGGAGCGCAGACAGCUCUUGUCGGGCUUCCAGGUGCUGGUGAGAUAUCUAACGCUCUAAGUUAAGUUCUGCACUGACACAUUACAUUAGCCAAAAGGAGAACUAUGGUUUUUAAAAUGCCAAUUCUUUGUGAUUAAAUUGUAGCCAUUUCUGGUGGAUACCGAAGUCACAGCCACAAUGCAAUAACUCGUGUUGAAAGCUUACAUCCCUAGCUGCUCCCCAUGAGCGAGGCCAGGGGCCUUUUGACCCCUCUGUUGGCCAAACUUGAAUUUUCUUAAAAAAGUAAAAAUAAAAAUUCUGUACUCUUGUCCAGGCAUUUUAGAACUAUGCAACUGUGGUUUAAAACACAACAUUGUGCUUUUAAAACAUAACUGACCUUUUUUGUACAUGGAUAAACACUUGGUUUUAUUAUCAAUAGUACUUUGCAUUUAUAGCCAUUAUUUUUAAAAGCUCAAGAAAUUUUAAAAUGUCAAAUUUUGAAUAUUCAUCCAUAAGUAGCAAUCAAGUUUUCCUGGGGGUAUGGUUGAAAUUAUUCAAUUUCCUUAUUUAAAGAAAAAAAAGAGAGAGAAAGAGGAAAGAAGAAAAAAGAAAAAAAAAACAAAAAACAAAAAACAAAAAAAACAAAAAUCCAGUCAGUCCCCCUAGCUAGCUAGGCCGGAACCCCUGCCAUGUCAUCAGCUGCCUUGCUGCGUCUCUCCUCUCUCCCCUGCAGACGUCUCUUGGCCACCAGGCCCCCACAGCCCGGGUCAGUCAGUCCUUGCACACACCUCAGCAGCUGCAGCUGCACCACCACCACCAGGUCAGGCUAAUACUCCUUCCUCCCUCCCACACUCCCACCCUCCCUUCUUUCCUUCCUUCUGUUGUGAGCACUGAGAUUAAGCCCCGCCCCCUCACUGUGAGAGCAGUCAUCUCCACAGGGGUCUAGGGGCCUGCCUGGCAUCAUGACCCCAAGGCACUUCUGGCCUCGCAGUAGGCUCUGACUUGGGUUGUUUCUGGUCGUGGGGUCUCUAGCCCAAGCUAGCCUUUCAGAUCUGCAGGAAUCCUCCUGCCUCAGCCGGCUCCAACAACCCACACUAGGACCACACUCUGUAGCCGCUGAGGGACCUCCACCUCAGUGUUUGCAAGCUGACUCCAUGUUACUCCAGUGAGUUUUGUCUUAGAGGAUUCUGCAUUUGACCCGACCACCUUGGUGACAACCACAGUAAGGGGGCUGUCAUUCUAACCCGGCCCCAGCCCUAGGAGAGAAAUACUUCACGAAGCAGCACAUACUCUUAGGUUAGCAGGGAGCUAACUCACCAUGUAGCAGAUGAAAAAACCAAACCCAGCACUGUGCACACCACUUACAAAGAAGUCAGGUCCUCGGCAACCGAGAAUCAACCUCAGCACAAACUCGGGUGGCCGGGCUCUGCCCUCCUCAGCCACCACCUCAGCCUCUCCCUCACCCCUCCUCCCAAGUGCCCAGGAGCCUGGAUCUUUGUGCUUUGUCCAGGGCGCAGCCAGUCAUCAGCAAAUACCUCCACCCCUCAGACCAUGUGUGGUUGUCAAGCCAUGGAGGAGGACUCCUAAGCUGCCCUGGUGUACACCUAGGUACGCUGUUGUUUCUCUGAUUGACACUGAAGAGCCAAUCAAUACCUGGGAUGCUUUUUAUUUGUCUUAGAUGUAAGUUUCAAUGAAGGAAAACAGAGUUGGCAAAAUAACGGGACUGGUGUGCAGACCCAAGUCGUCGUUUACGCCAGUCUUGGUGAUUCCAUGCAUGCGGAAUAAAGUCAAAUGAAGUUCUCAGCUAUGUCGCAAAGAGGACACUUCAAAUCAUGAGAGACUGUAUGAUCAGAUGAGUUCUGUACGGGUCAGGGGUUGACGACCAUGACCCACAGCUGAGGCUGUCGAAUGAGUUUGAAGUUCUGUUUGUUUGUCUUGACCGUAAGCCAGUGAUGGAUUUUCCCUUUUAAAAUGGUUAAUGAGUACAGCAGAAGUCCUGAUUUCGCCCCUUGGUUCACAAAGCCUGAAGUCACCUGUUACCCAGCCUGUUGAAUGAAAGGUUGGCAGCUCCUGGUACACACAACUAAAAGAUGGAUGCCAGGAAGUAUUAUCAAGGAAGCGGGGGAGACCGCUGGCCUGUUGUGCCCAAAGCCUCAAGGGCUCACACUUGAUGGAGGUGGCUCCCCCCUAGCUCUUGGCUCUUGAAGCCAACAGAUCUGAGUCAAAGUUACAAAAGUGGUCUCUGUGUCCCCUUUGCUGGUAGUUAGUAUAGAGACAUCCCCUUAAGCUCAGGAAAUAAAAGUUUUUAAUACAAUUUUUCUUAAACGUUCUGCCCUGCUCUACCAGACAAAGACACGCUCCAGACAAGCCGCAGCCUCCCCUAGGAGCUUGGUGGGGCCACAAAGCAAGGCCCUUCGUAGGCUGCCCCCGUUUUCACCAGCAAUGACUCCUUAACUACAAACACACCCAAGAAAAUCACCUACCAAAACUUACACAUUGUUUCUGCACCAGUGUGUGCAGGUCUCACCUUCCUCCCUUUGGAAAAAAAAGAAAGAAAAAGAAAGAAAGAAAGAAAGAAAGAAAGAAAGAAAGAAAGAAAGAAAGAAAGAAAGAAAGAAAGAAAUGAGUCCACACUGGUCGGUGGUGAGGUGCUGCCCGGGCGCAGUGGCCCCUCGUACCUUGUGAGUGGGCCAGCAGCAACAGUGCAGCUCCCUGACACACACUGUACUCCUGGCUUGAGAACUGGGCCUGUUUGUAGAGGAUCCUUCAGAGACGUCCACGCCAGCACUCACCCGCCCCAGUCCUGGGCACCUCCCUACUUGGCAUUCACUCUCCUUAUAUGCAUUGUUAGCCACCUUUGGCCUACAUGGACUCCUUUUUGUAAAUUACACAAUUUCCAGACAGCAUUAAACUUUUUAUAUUAUGAAAUUUGCCAUGUAAAAAGAACUUCAUAUUUUUAUUGAGGCUGCGGGCGCUUGGCCCUUCCUUUGUGAUUCAGUGUCUAUUAAAGCAUGAGCCUGUCAGUUUUAAAUGCU